AUGCGCCUUGCUCUUCACAAUCCUGAUGUCUGCUGGGACAAAAAGAACAACCCGGAGCCUUGGAACAAGCUGGGACUCAACGACCAGUACAAGUUCUAUGCGGUGAACAUUGACUACGACAAGCUGAAAAAGGAUCAGCCUGAUUUCUGAAGAGCAAACGUUCUCCCUCUUCAAGCUGCACAAGAUGAAGUGGUUUAGGUCUUCCAGAAGCCAUCCGCACAACUCAUACGCUUAAAUCAUCCAGGGCAUG
Molecule: messenger RNA, 250 nt
Organism: Lacerta agilis (Sand lizard)
Lineage: Eukaryota; Metazoa; Chordata; Lepidosauria; Squamata; Lacertidae
Product: cytochrome c oxidase subunit NDUFA4-like
Exons: 1
Coding region: 1-150 (49 amino acids)
Source: RefSeq, a predicted model, not a curated record